UAUAAAGAGCUCCCACCCUAGCUGGGGUAUGAUCCACAGAUUUAUAGCUCAAGAUGUAAGCAGAGGAAUGUAGCUAACCUAGAGACACAACACAAUGACUGUUGUUAGGUUUAUUAGUGUCAAGAAGAACAUUCAGCUAUGAAUAAUACUUUAGAUAAACUGAAGUUUACAAUAUCAAUGUUAUCUUUUGCAAUAUUUUAGAACCAUCAACUUCUGUUUAUUGUUGUUUAACACAUUUUAUAAGUUUUUUUAAAACUGAUUUGCUUUCUUUCUUUUUUGACUGAUUUUAUUCAAAAGACAUGGCGCAUAGGAGUAUCAAAGAGAGAUUCUUUAAGAUUUUUAAUUCAAAUGUUCUGGAGGAUAUCAAACAUAAAAUUUCGGAGGAUGACUUCAAAGGAGUGGAAAAAUUAAUAAGAAAGGAUCCAACAAUAAUUAAUAAACCUAUUCAUGAAUAUGGAACAACUCCUUUAAUGUUUGCCUCUCAAGUGGGCGCCGAUAGAAGAAUCAUCGAAAUAUUGAUAAAAGAAGGAGGCGAGGUGGGAAGAAAAGACAAUGAUCAUUGGACAGCUUUACAUUAUGCUGCGAAUUGGAAUCACCUUCAUGCAGUGGAGAUCUUACUAUCUCGGGGCAGUGAGGUUAAUCCUCGAGAUGACUAUGGUCGCACACCGCUGCACCGGGCCUGUUAUUGGGGAUACUUGCACACUGUCGAUCUUUUGUUGGGUCACAAUGGCAUCGAUGCCAAUGUGGUUGACAACGAUGGAGACACACCACUGCAUAAGGCAGUUCGGAGGCGAAAAUAUAAGUGGUGGUGUGUGCGAUGCUGAAGCAGGAUUUGGUGAAUUUAGAAAUUGUGAACAAAAAAUAUAGGACACCAUUGCUUGAAGCUGUCUCGGACGGUCACCUCGGAAUAAUGCAGCGGCUGAUAGCCAGGGGCACGAAUGUAAAUGUUGUCGACCAUGGAGGAAAUAAUUGCCUGCACCUGGCGUUAAAAAGAGAAAACAACUUUCAUUCUGAGGUGGAGCACAUGACCAUGUUAGAUCAGGUAAGUUUUCACAUUGUUUGUGACUAUGUGUGUGUGUGUGUGGU
Molecule: messenger RNA, 1086 nt
Organism: Octopus sinensis (East Asian common octopus)
Lineage: Eukaryota; Metazoa; Mollusca; Cephalopoda; Octopoda; Octopodidae
Product: putative ankyrin repeat protein RF_0381
Exons: 6
Coding region: 300-824 (174 amino acids)
Molecular function (GO): protein binding
Source: RefSeq, a predicted model, not a curated record